UUACGGCUGCUUUUUAUUUCAUUGUAAGCCACAGAACAGACGUUUCUGUCACAAAACUGACAGUAGCUACGAAAUCUUGAAGAUUCUGAACGAGAAAUGUCAAUUUGGGACGGUCUGUAGCGUGGUGGCGGCAGCAUUGCACGCGCAGGUCCGAUUCAAACAGGUGGAAAUAGUGGGACGGUCCUAUCGCGUGACGGCGGCUCGUGAAGGAGGUCUGCUUUAACCCGCACAGCGUUUUUUGUUUGAACCAAUGCUAUUAAAUUAAUUCAUUGAGUCAUUUUUGCUGAAAAUUCUCGCGCGCGAAUGACAUCAACAGGAUUGUGCCACAUCCCGUUUUAGAACGCUGUCUCGCGCCGGUCGUUUGAAAAGUGGGCCGUUAAAAUCUGUUACACGCCGAGCUCUGUCACCCCUUCCUUGAGCCAGAAAGGUUGCGUGUGUUUUUUUGUUUUUUACAUUUACGGCAUCGACCCUCGGGGUUUUUCCCACUUGCUCUGGUCCCCGAGCCGUUUACGCACAGGUGGGAGAUACCCGCUUGGUAGGACAGCCCCCUCUCUCAGUUCCUCAGCGGAUGAUGUGUGCAACUGACAUUUGCCGUUGCGGUUUGGGACAGUAGGCGAGGCGUCUCUGCAAACAGGUGUGCGACUGCCCAAAACAGACACGCUUAGUACGACUUUUUUCGCCUUGUUUAGUGGAGGUGGACCUCCAAUAUCGAGGUCAAAGCGAUCAUCCUCGUAGCGGGACAGGGAGAGGAGGGGGAGUCUACUGUCGUUAUCAGGCUUUGUAGUUGCAUUUGAUCGUUUCGAAAAGGGGCUUGCGGCUCACAAAGAGGAAGGGAUGGCAACUAAGAAACCAUGCGCGGAUUUAACAAAAAGAAGCCGAAGUCCCGUCGUGCUGGAGGCUGAGAUGUUCAGCGAAUUUCAGGACUGGUGUCUCCGGACUUAUGGAGACUCGGGUAAAACAAAGACCGUGACUCGUCGAAAAUACAACAAAAUCAUGCAGACCCUGCUACAGAACGAGGAGUCGGACGGUGUCUAUGUGGACAACAGCCACAUCAACGCCAAAUUCAAAUUCUGGGUGAAGUCCAAAGGCUUUCAGGUCGGCAGCAACAUCUUGGGCGAGCACAACAAGAAAGAGUCAUCGGGGAAGCCCGUCCUGUACGUCCCUGUCAAGUCUACGUGUUCAGAUGGAGGGGCGGCCCAGGACAGCUCUUUGAAGCGGGUUGCUGUGGUGGAGGAUUUUUUUGAUAUCAUCUAUGCCAUGCAUGUCGAGAUGGGGGCAGAUCCCGGACGAGCACCCAAACAUGCCGGCCAGAAAAAGACCUAUAAGGCGAUUGCAGAGACCUACGCAUUUCUUCCACGUGAGGCGGUGACCCGUUUCUUGAUGAGUUGUGGAGAAUGCCAGAAAAGGAUGCACAUCAACCCCAGCACAGCAGAGUUCAAAGAAAAUGACCGGCCCACCUCUCUGGUCCCAGACCUCAUCGAUUACAACAUGCCUCUCACUGCCACCUAUCUAAAACAGAUGAAACUACAGUGCAUGAACACCAAUGAGCAGGAUGAGAGUUCGGUAAGCAGUGAGGAUUUGGACAUGGCUGAGCCCGCGUGGGUCUCUACUGAGCGUGCUCCAGCCGCAGAGCCCAGCUGCCCCACCACCCCGUACACAGAGAGGAUGCCUACACCGCCACAGCCCAGCAUUAAAGAGGAAGAAGAUGAUUCCUCUUCAGAGAAUGGCAGCACAGCGAACGGUCUGCCUGCACUGACUCCGCCUGGCGGUGCUGCCAUGGCGACAGGAGGAGUUCCUGCAUCUGAGGGGGUGGUUCCAUACGGAGAGGUGAACGGUAAUGGUGCCGCAGCGCCACUGGACUUCAGCAACACUUCAUCGUCCUCUUCAUCGCAGGAGGGACAGCAGCCUGUCAACCUGAGUGACAGACUCACACUCGGAUCCUACGCAUCUGACCCCAACAGAAAAUUCCCUGUCAAAACUGAGUACGGUAACAAGUCCCCUCAGUACAGCUCAGGAAGCUAUGACUCUGUCAAGACGGAACUGAGCACGUGCGGGGAGGACAUGACCCCCGGCCGCUCACAGGUCAUAGAUGAUGAUGACGAUGAUCACGAUGACCAUGAUGACAGUGACAAGAUAAAUGAUGCCGAGGGCCUGGACCCUGAACGACUUAAAGCUUUUAAUAUGUUUGUGCGGUUGUUUGUGGAUGAGAACUUAGACCGGAUGGUUCCAAUCUCAAAGCAGCCCAAAGAGAAAAUCCAGGCCAUCAUCGAGUCCUGCAGCCGCCAGUUCCCAGAGUUCCAAGAACGUGCUCGCAAACGUAUCCGAACCUACCUCAAAUCCUGUCGCCGCAUGAAGAAGGGUGGCUUUGAGACACGGCCCACACCCCCUCACCUCACCUCCGCCAUGGCUGAGAACAUCCUUGCAGCAGCAUGUGAGAGCGAAACACGGAAUGCUGCGAAGAGGAUGCGCCUUGACAUCUAUCAGGCCCAUGAUGAGUCAGUUGCAGCAGACAAGCCUAACUCCAGAGAUCCAGCUGCUCUGGCUCACUCAGGCUUCACACUGGCCGCCUCGGCCUACUCCCAGGACCAACUCUACACCAAUGGUGGACUUAAUUACAGUUUCCGUGGAUACGGGACCAUUGGCAACAGCCUCCAAAACAAUGGCACAACACAAACCAAUGGUCCCACUGAUCUCAGUAUGAAGUCUUUGGCAUCCAACAGCACGUCCUCCUCCAGUUCAAACAGUCAUGGUCAGGGUGGAGGGGGCGGAGGGGCAUCUGCCCAGCUCAGCCCGCCCGAGGUCACGGCUGUUCGGCAACUGAUUGCGGGUUACCGUGAGUCUGCGGCCUUCCUGCUUCGCUCUGCUGAUGAGCUCGAGAACCUCAUACUGCAGCAGAACUGAGAACUGCACACAGGCUGGUGCUGCCCGUCUCUCUUUAACACACACAAAAAUGCACACUAUGACAGGAAAGUUACAUGUAGCUAUGUGCACUUACACACAUAUACACCUAAAGCCCAUAGGCGGAGUUUGACACCACUUAGGGGGAGCAAAAUGGGGGGAUCAGAAGAAGCUGUGUCUGAAACGCACAUACAGGGUAAAAUAUUAAGAACAUGGUUCACUGACCAUGAACCUGUAAUUUGUAUAAUUUUUUAAAAAUAUAACACAAAAUUUUAUUUAAAUUUAAAUUACUUAUUAAUAUUAUUGCAUAUUUUCAGUAAAAAGCAAAGCACAGGUCAUUGUUUCCAAUUUUUAUAUAAAACACUACCUCUCAUAAAAACUUUAAAGUAAUUACGGGGUUCUUAGAUGAAAACCUUGAGGUGUAACCAUGAAUAACUGGUAACUUUAUCUGGAACGCCAACAUAAUACAUGGAUUUUAUUUUAACCUUUUAUUGCACUGUAGUAAAAUGUUAAAAUAAAAACCAUGUAUUAUGUUACCAUUCUAAAUAAAAUGACCAGCCAAACUGAACUUGUAUUUGGCACUUGGUAAGUAUUAAUUUUUGGCUGAAACUAUAUAAGGUGCUUAACAUAGACUUGUUAAUGCACAUAGAAGAAUAAACUGCAGUCACUAGAAUCAGUGUUUAAGGCACUUGAAGUAUCUUGUUGAUUCUUGUGCACAGCAAACAAAAUUUAUUGACACAGAACAGAAAAAGUCGAAUUUUGCCCACAACAAUAUAAUUAAUAAAAAUAUCAUAUAUUUAUUAAU
Molecule: messenger RNA, 3703 nt
Organism: Carassius carassius (crucian carp)
Lineage: Eukaryota; Metazoa; Chordata; Actinopteri; Cypriniformes; Cyprinidae
Gene: nol4la
Product: nucleolar protein 4-like a
Exons: 11
Coding region: 835-2901 (688 amino acids)
Source: RefSeq, a predicted model, not a curated record